AUGGUUCAAAUAAAUAAACUUUUAUUACAAAUAAUAUCAAUUGUAGGAUUAUCAGCUUUGGUUAGUUCAUCUGAUAUGUCAUGUAGUGAAAUUAAAGAAUUAACAAAUCAAUUUUUUGAAGAACCAGUAUCUAGUACUAUGGUUUGCCUUUCAUUUUAUUCAUCUCAUGCUUGGAAUAUGUAUCAAAUAAAUGAUGAAGGAUUUGGUUUAUGGAAUCUCAAUAAAGAUUUUUGUUACACAUUGUGUAAAGAUUUUUGCAGUAGUGAAAAAGAUUUACUUAAUCCAAAAGUAAAUGCCCAAUGUGCAGAAUUAGUAUACCUUCAAUAUGGUUAUAGAUAUUGGGGUGGGUUUUUAGAAAAAUGUAAAGAUUGGAAAGAAUGUGCCACUAGAGAUCCAAAAGAACAAAAUGAAGAUUCAUGGCCAAGAGAAGACUCAUGGCCAAGAGAAGACUCAUGGCCAAGAGAGGAUUCAUGGCCAAGAGAAGAUUCAUGGCCUGAAGAAAAAUAA
Molecule: messenger RNA, 507 nt
Organism: Dictyostelium purpureum
Lineage: Eukaryota; Evosea; Eumycetozoa; Dictyosteliales; Dictyosteliaceae
Exons: 2
Coding region: 1-507 (168 amino acids)
Source: RefSeq, a predicted model, not a curated record